AUGACGACAGAAGCCGAGAGGAAUAGAGAAACGCAAGCUCACUUCAUAGUUUGGAGACGGAGAUCCCCGGAUGAUGAAGACAGUAGGAAAAAGGAGGCCGUUGUAAUUCCUCUAGUCAAAGAACGAGAUUGGCGAAUAGCUAAGCUGUUGGAGCUGCAGAAAGAAGGCAAACUUACCGAAGAGGAGCAAGCGAAACUCGCCAUUCUCACAGAAGAUCAGCCAUUUGAGGAGACGAAUGGAACAACUUCAACGGAUGCGAUAGUCGUUGAGGAGGAGUCCAAAGUUGUUGAAGACGCCGAUUAUGGAGCGGUUAGUGCAGAAUAU
Molecule: messenger RNA, 324 nt
Organism: Cooperia oncophora
Lineage: Eukaryota; Metazoa; Nematoda; Chromadorea; Rhabditida; Trichostrongylidae
Source: the annotation of a GenBank genome assembly